AUGGCCUAUCACAUACCGGGAGCUUUUCCUCUAUCAGAUUCGAAUACGCACGAGUUACCAGAGGAUAGUCUUGGAGGAAUCUCAGUGGGACACGACGAUUCACUCGUCAUUGGCCUCCAAACGAAGCGGACAGAGCUAGCACCAGCUUUGCACAGCCAAGCAUCCGUCGCUGAACCGCAAGCUACGGAGGAGGAUCUCAGUGUACGUCUAUUCUCUGAACCCGCCUUUCGAACAAUCAUCUUACGUCCUCAGCAUAUGAGGCAGGGGCUACCGCGUGCGGGCAGCAGUCCGGAAACGCUCCCCGAACUUUCGGCGGAGGAAGUUGCAGCAUUGUGUCUUGCCUCAAAUAUGACAGAAAAUAGCAAUUUAACGGUAGAGUUGUCCAGGGAUCAGGGGACAGAUUCCAACUCGGUGAGCAACAACCUCUCGGACAAGUGCCAGGCCUGUAAGGACUAUCGUGACGAUGUUUCGCAAUGCAAUAUUUGUCGCCUCAACUAUUGCGACCCCUGUUGGGACCAGCAAAUUGUGCAUCGUGAAAUGCCGUUGAUUUAUGACGAGGGUUCCGAUUAUGUCCCGCAUGAAAAGACCAAUCUUCGGCUGACGAGAAAGGUGCAACGUGCGUUGCGCCCGAGACGAUUGCCGGAAGCCGACAAAAGCUUACAUCAACAAGAUGCCGGUACUAUGUGGUUUGGAAUGUACCACGCGGAACAUGAGAUCAAGUUCCUUGACGGUACCAGGUAUGAGCAGAUCAUGGCCGGCUAUCCGCCAAAUAAACGUACGGGCCUGUUUCCGAGUUUGGUAUCUUUCGUUGGCAACACUGGAGCGGGAAAAAGCAGUCUAAUCAAUCUGUUGAUCACCUUGAAUCAGCCCGGCUCAAGGGAGUAUCCUAAACCAGUUGUAGGCAACCCCAGUAACCCUCAACCGACGUCCAGUGAUGUCCACCUCUAUCAAGACCCUGCAUCGGCAGAUUCUCAGACUCCCAUUCUUUUCGCGGAUAGCGAAGGUCUGUGCGGAGGUAACAAUAAACCAAGGAGCCAAGUGCUCCAAGAAGAGGAGGAUAUUACGAUCAGGGCAAUAGUAAAGGUGAUCUACAAGAAAGCCAGGAGGCUCUUUUGGUUGGAUCAAGCAGCCACGCAGCCAAGGGAAUAUGUUGUCAAAAACCUUUACUCUAGGAUCCUCUAUGCCUUCUCCGAUGUUGUCGUGUUCGUGAUGGAAAAUGCAGGCAUGAUCGAGGGCGUGGCAUCCCAGCUCCUGGACUGGGGUGCCCAGGCCAUCGAGCAUACCUCAAACCAAGCAGUGCGACCACAUGCUAUUAUCGUCAUCAACAAGGCAGAAAGCACCCUUGCACAAGACCUUUGGGAUAUUCACGUCGCGACGUCGUGGCUGUUUGCCAAUGUGGAUACCCAGUUACUCACCAAUCCACGCUUUCGGACUUACCUCGACAAGUGGAGGCAUACAGGUCGCAUGAGCACGAAGCAACUGGUGGAGAAGUAUUAUUCAUCCGUCAAGGUGAUCUGUAUCCCCGGACUCACUAAUGGCAUCGGGCGGAUGAAUCUGAUUGAGCAGCAAAUGCUGAAGCUUUACACCGAAAUCUCCAUUGCCGGCACCGAGGUCAGAGAAUUCAAGAGGGAACACCGCCUCUUGUUGAAUGCGGAUCAGCUCAAUCCUUACUUGCAGCUGGCCUUUGAACACUUCUCCUCGAGGGAAGGGCUCUCGCAACCAUUUGACUUUGUUCAAGCUUCAUUUCUUAACGCACCAAUAUCGCCCGAUUUUAGCGACAAUCUCCUCACACUGGCGGUACGACUCCGGUCACGAUUGACUGCCAAGGCCAGUAAUCGUCCGAAAGACGUCAAAUUGUCUUCUCUUAUAGCUGAACUCAGCUUACCCGCAGCUUCAGCGAUCAUGCUGGAUGCUGCACGGCAUGAUCGCCUCGGUAAAUGCGAAACAAUACUUCCACAGUACAAGUCUCGUUUCACCCAAGGUCUCAAAAAGUUCCUCGACCAGCAUUGGCUCUGCGAAUUUGGCGAUUGUCAGAUCAAUAAGGUCAGCCAUCAUUCUGGCCACAAGGACGCGUCCAACAAACAGAUUGGAGCAGAAAAAGGCGUCAGACAGGAAUAUCACUGCGAGAAAACCGAGGCACAAUGUUUACGGGACUUCGAAUCGGAAGUACAGAGACAUCUCGAACAACUGUUGGACUGGUCGUCUUCCUCAUUGUCAGAUCGAUUCAGUCGAGCAAGGGCUGUGGUCGUCCACAAAGAAAAGUUGCGCCAAUUCUACAAGCGAUACGAGAGCAACUUUGGAACCGUUUUUUGUGACAAUAUAGGCUGCCUCUGCUGCCUCAUGAGCUCCGCAAGCCACUGUUUGGAAUGCAAACAUGUUGUUUGCACAGACUGCGUGAAAGACUUUGGUGUGGCCAUAAAUGCCACCACGGUCGAAAUGAGUGAUUGUCCUAUGCACGAAACACAACCUUGGAUCCACAAGCCCUUGAUCCGAUUUAAGCCCCCGGCUGCCGGUUUGCGGUUACUUUCACUUGAUGGCGGCGGCAUACGAGGUAUCGUCCAGCUUGUUCUCCUACAACAGUUGGAGAAGCACCUCGGAGGAAGGAUUCCGAUACAGUCAUUCUUCGAUCUCGUCGUUGGAACUAGUGUUGGCGGCAUCAUUGGAGCAGCACUCAAUGUCAGAGGUUGGAGUACCGACAGAAGUGUCGCCGAAUUCAAGACACUCUGCCGCAAAGCAUUUACACCUCGCUUCCCUAAUUUUAUUGCUGUUAAUCCGAACGGCAUGUUCUCGUUCUUGCGGAAAUGGACCCACGUCUACGACACGGAAGCUCUAGAAGAUGCUCUGAAAGACGCGUUCACAUCCGCUGACACAUUGUUUGGCCACCCAACCUAUCGUGUGUUCGAUAGCAAGCUCGCUAUCACGGCAGCAUCCAAUGGUGGUGGAGCUUUCGUUUUUGGCACUUACAACAGACCAGAGAACACCGACCGACGUCGCACUUCGUAUACGUGGAUGAGAGCAAGGCAAUUUGACAAAGAAAUCAAAAUAUGGGAAGCUGCCCGAGCCUCUUCGGCUGCCCCGACGUGGUUCGAAAGCUUCGCCCAUCGAGCUUCACAGAGAAAGUUCGUCGACGGGGGCAUUUACUUCAAUAACCCAGUCCACGUUGCCGACCAGGAGCGCGAGUUCCUCUGGCCCAAUUCAAGAGCAGAUUUAAUACUGUCUGUGGGUACUGGGAUGAACAAGGAGGUCCAAGACAAAGUAGAACAAGGCGUGAAAGCACAGCCUGACCUUGACGGUAUCCCCGAGGUGAACGAAUCAUGGUGGCCAUUCUCGCAAAACCAGAUCUUCAUUCUGGGUCAGAUUGCAAUUGACAAAAUCAACAGCAGCUUAGAUUCGGAAAACACCUGGAACGAAUUCCGUGCCGCUUAUGGUGCUGCUGCUCUGGAUCCUUGUGUCCGGUUGAAUAUACCGCUUGAUCCACUCCCUGAACUUGAUGAGGUCGGCAAGCUCGAAGACCUGCGUUUAGCCGCACAGCGGUAUUGGAACAGGGCGGCGCCAUUCGCCCGCCUGGAACGGCUUGCCAAUCGUCUUCUUGCGACCUGCUUUUACCUCGAUGUACAAGGGACUGGAGAACAAAGAGAUGGCACUUUUGUUGUGACAGGUCGAAUCUUGUGCCGCUUUAUUCCUGAGUCGCCAAAUCGGGAACUCCAGCACCUGGGGCAGGUCCUUGGGGACAGAAAGACAACCAGCCCGAAUUCGCCCCAUCAGUUUCCUCACUUCAAGUCUCUCGAACGAGGUCGGCCAAGCACAAUGCAGUACCACCCACUGGGCGACGAAGCGGUGACCAGGAUGAAGGAACGCAACCAGUUCUCGCUCGCCGAGGAGUUUUUGACCCUUCGACUCUCCAGCUCCAUCGCGAUGGCGGAGAUCCUUCUCUGUUUCAGCAAUCAAGAAGAGUUUCCCAUCAGUGGAUUUCCCCAGGCCUUAUAA
This is a messenger RNA of Fonsecaea erecta, 3987 nucleotides long. RefSeq lists its product as hypothetical. The record is from RefSeq and is a predicted model, not a curated record. The transcript is spliced from 10 exons. Bases 1 to 3987 code for a protein of 1328 amino acids. Gene Ontology annotation, biological process: arachidonate metabolic process. Gene Ontology annotation, cellular component: membrane. NCBI's taxonomy places the organism in Eukaryota, Fungi, Ascomycota, Eurotiomycetes, Chaetothyriales, Herpotrichiellaceae.